This is a messenger RNA of Apodemus sylvaticus (European woodmouse), 5050 nucleotides long. RefSeq names its product spermatogenesis associated 6 (gene Spata6). Gene Ontology annotation, molecular function: myosin light chain binding. Lineage: Eukaryota; Metazoa; Chordata; Mammalia; Rodentia; Muridae. Gene Ontology annotation, biological process: spermatogenesis; motile cilium assembly. The record is from RefSeq and is a predicted model, not a curated record. Bases 201 to 1667 code for a protein of 488 amino acids. The transcript has 13 exons.
UGUCAUGACAACGAGUCCGCGCCCCGCGCUCAGCUGCUGUUCGGGCGGGACCCAGGCUGGACCGCGGGCCCCGGCCUGGGGGCCACAGCUGCCACCUCCGCCGCCACCUCAUCUCCUCCCCGUCCCCUGUCCCGCCCCGCGUCUUCCCGCCGUAGUCGGGCCGGAGGCCGGGGUCCCUCCCCGCCGCCCACCCUGCGCGGAUGCCGAAGGUGAAGGCGCUGCAAUGCGCCCUGGCGCUGGAGAUCCGCUCUGUAACUUGUCCAGGAGUGGUGCUGAAAGACAAGGAGGACAUCUAUCUUAGUAUCUGUGUGUUUGGCCAAUACAAAAAGACACAAUGUGUCCCAGCCACUUUUCCCCUGGUCUUCAAUGCCAGAAUGGUGUUUGAAAAGGUGUUCCCGGAAGCAGUAGACCCUGGAGAUGUGGUUGCACAGCUUGAGUAUGAUACAGCAGUGUUUGAGUUGAUACAGCUAGUUCCACCAGUGGGAGAAACACUGUCUACCUAUGAUGAAAAUACACGAGAUUUCAUGUUCCCGGGUCCAAACCAAAUUUCUGGGCACCAUGAUUCAAACCGCCAGGUUACCAUGAGGAGGAUUUCUGGCCUAAGAGGAAUUGCUCCAAAGCUGGAAUUUUCUACAACUUCAGUGAUCACGGAAUGUCUGAUAAGCUCAAGGAAGUGCCGCACUCAGGAUAAAUUUACUUACCAUUCAGCUCCAGUUGAAAAAUCCCACGGCAGACUGCAAUGCAGAACAUCAAGAUCACAGAAGAAAAAGUCCAAGUCACCCGAGAGGAGUAAAUACUGCAUCAACACCAAGAACUACGAACAGCCUACAAUUUCUUCAAAGUCUCAUUCUCCAUCUCCCUACACAAAGAGACGAAUGUGUGAGCUCUCUGAAGACACCCGGCGGCGGCUGGCCCAUUUAAAUCUGGGACCCUAUGAAUUCAAAAAGGAAACAGAUAAGCCUCCAUUUGUGAUUAGACAUGUUGAUCCCCCAAGUCCCAGGACUGAGAAUUUUUUUGGAUCACCUGGCCGAGACUGUGAACGAGAUGGAUGGGUCAGGAUGCACAGUGAUCAUCCUCAUCUUGGCUGCUGCAGAUCCAAGGACUACAAGGUUAUCAGGUCACCACAUGGGAGAGACUUCGAGGAUCCCUUUGAAAGGUGUGAGGAAUAUUUGAGCCCAAGGACAUGUAGCAAGCCCCAGCAUUCUGCACGGACCUUACUAGUCCAUUCAGCACCUUCAACAACACCAAAGCAUUGUGCAAGCCCUGUGCUAAAUAGAGCCUCUCUCAGGGAAAGAUUCCACUCUGACUGGUGUUCACCUCCAAACUGUGAUGAGAUCCAUGACCGGGUAAAAGAUGUCUUGAAAUCACAUCAAGCUCAUGCAAGACAUUUAUGUGAUGAGAGAGACCCAGAGAAAGAAGACGAACUGGAACUGAAAAGAAGUCUUUUAUAUAGAGACUCUGCCUAUGACAGUGACCCUGAAUAUAGCUCCUUUCAGCGGCCGCGUGGCUCUUUCCAUUUGGAUGAUGGCGAAUGCUGGUCCAACAGAGCAGCCUCUUGUAAAGGGAAAUCCCACCGACCCGUCUUUGAGAACAGCAUGGACAAGAUGUACAGGAACUUAUACAAAAAAGCCUGUAGUUCUGUUUCUCAUACACAGGAAAGCUUCUGAGACCAUCUACCAUAAACUGUAUAAGCGUCCAUGUCAACUUCUCAAUGAAAGCGUUUGAUGUGAUCUGUAUUUGUAUGCCUUUCUUUAAAACAGAUGUUCACUGAGUAACAGACUUGAACCCAGCAUAUUUCUUCAAGUGGUAAAUUAUCACGGUCAAGCCUUUAUUACAGAAGAAUGUGCUGUUUCCAAUGUCAAAACUCUGCAAUAUAGUCACAACUUCCAAUUUGUGACAAGGCUAUCCCACCACAUGUGCUCCUAUCUCCACUGACAAACUGAAGAAUAGGUUCUUUCUAGAAUGUUCUUCUGUUUUUAUUUCCUUUUAACUUUCCACCUGCUUGGAUGGUUGUCUUAUCUGGGUAAUAUUCAAUUAAUAAUAGCUUCCCAUUCUCAGUAAUGAGCAAAAAGAUGUUCUCUGCAGAAACAAAUUUUAAUAAUUUAAACCUGUUCUACCAAAUAUCCACUUUUUCCCCUUAGAAGAGGCUAUUGUAUUUCCUAGGUCCUAAAAGCUAGCUUUCUUUCUAAAGCUCACAUAUGCACUCACUCACUCCUCUAGAAGACCAGCUGAGUUACCUGAAUGACUAAUGGCUAGAUUCCUUCACUAGGAGAGACCAUGAAUGACCCCAAAUGAAGCUAAUAUUUUAGUGUUGAAUUAUUUGCAAUAUGUUCGUCUAAGGAAAUACAUUUUGAUGCAAACAGAAUAAAUGAAGCAGCCUGUGUUAGUAAGCAUGUGGAAACUAAAAAUAAAUAAUUGAAAAUGAAAAAAUUAUAUUGUAAUUUUACCUCUGGUAUUUUCAUAGGUAUCACAUGACCCAGGAAAUUAGCAUCCACAUGUUAAAAAAGGGAAUGUGGAGGGAUGAAAAUAACUCAGCAGGUGUCUUUUAGUAAACACCCAUAAACCUGGUGGGGGAUUGAUAAAGUGUGUGUCUUGUCCCCCUACCUGCUCCCUUGAAGCCGGCUUCACUUUGCAAGUGCAGAGAAAGUGAUUAGCAUUGAACCACAGUGAAGGGAGGUAAAGUGGAAAUGAGAGAAAUGGGACUCUGCUGAAAGCUUGUGGGGCUGACUACAAGGCAGUGUUUUUUCCUUGUCUCUACCACUUGUUAAUUCAACUUUUUUUAUUUAAAAAGAAAAUAAAAACUUGGACUCACACUCUGUUUAAAUCUGAGAUUAAGCUAUGACAUAUCUUUGUUAUGUUAUAAUAGAACUCUUAAACAUGUCAAGGCAUCUCAGUUUGGCAGUCUGUACUUAUCAAAAAGAACAUCAUGAGCAAGCGCGUGGAUCUAGGCUUCCAUUUCACCUCUGACCUUGCCUAGCUGAGUCUCUAGAAUUCUGUUCUUACUUUUCCUAGCUGCUGUAGGAAGAAUGUGGGGUAGCCCCCAAACCCACAUUCACCAAAAUUUUGUGAAGUGGGUAUAGGAGCAUAUAUCUAAUUAUUGUUCAUGUCUGCUUGCUACACACACACACACACACACACACACACACACACACACACACAGCCAUUGGGACUGGAGGGUGCUGCAAAUGUGGGGACAGUGCUUGUAAACUCACCUGGCCUUGGAAUUAGGUUCCUACAUUUAUAGGGAGCCUUAUAUGUCAGAAGCUCUAGUGCCCAUGGUGUGCUCACGCAGAAAUUCGGAUGCUCAGUUGAUGUUUUCUCAUCAUUUAGUGAGUUAACUCAGCAUUUUCUAACCAGAGAUCAUUUGUUAUUGUAGCCACCACUCCCUACUCUGCUGUUCUGUUCCACAUUUCCAAAUGCCAUUCUCAGAUGUGUUUGGACAUAGGCUAACAAAAUGUUGCAGCGUGUGAGCACUGAGUUCCCUGACAUCGGUUUUAUUAUGAUGCACACACCAUGUUUCUAAAGGUUAGCAUGAAUAAUGAUCUUUUUAAAAAUCCAUGUUGGAGGACUGGAGAGAUCAGUUGGUAGAGUGCUUGCCAUGUGAGCAGGAGGACAGAGUUCAGAUCCCAGGCAGGCAUGGAAAUGCUGGGUGCAUCAGUGUUCCUAUGUAAUCCCAGUGCUAGGGAGGGAAGACCUCUCAAGCUCACUGGCCAGGUAAUGCAGCUGAGUCAGUGAGCUAUAGGUUCAGUGAAAUGAAAUGGUUCAAAUUUUAAUUUUGGAUAGUAACUACAGAAGAUACUUAAUGAAAUGUGACCUCUGACCUUGACACACGUUGUGGUCCUGGGUACCUGUGGAGGAGACCCAGCCAGGGUGCAGUGUGAGUCCUUGGUCCGGUCUGGUGGCUGGAACCGUUGAGAGGCCUAUCCCAUUGCUCUAGCAUGGCGGGUUUAGAUGAAAGGAGACAGCCCAUGAUUUUACAGCUUUAUUGUAGAAAGUAGAGGAAAAGAGAAAAGGUAGAGAGGUAGAAGCCAGCCAUGGCCACGUGGAGAAAGGGGGGAAGGAAUGGAGAGAGAGGGAGAACAGGGGACAAGAGACAGAAGAGAGCAAGAAAGUAAGAGAGAGAGGGCAAGAGCAGGAGGAGGGACCAAGCACCCCGUUUUAUAGCAGGCCAUGCUGCCUGGCUGUUGCAGGUAACUGUGGGGUGGGGCAUACCUGGCUAUAGCCAGGUGACUGUGGGGUGGAGUUAAGCCAGAAUACUUGGGGCAGGCAUUGCCCUACAUGACUGAAGGCCACAGGGUUAUGUCAGACAACACAUGAACAAACACAAACAUGCACAUAUACAAUCCAUAAUCUGAGUGGAAAUCAAUCUAUUUUACUUUAAUGGAAAAAAAAGCUAAAAUGUAAUCCACUUAAAAUUACUCUUUGACCAAGCAUGUGACACACACCUAUAAUCCCAGUACUUAGUAGACAGAGGCAGGGGGAUGGCUGUAAGUUCAAGAACAGCCUGGUCUAUAUUGUGAGUGUCAGGUCACCAAGGGCUACACAGUGAUACUUUGUCUUAAAAAGAGAAAAACAAAAACAAAAACAAUAACAAAAAAACCCAAAAAAGCCCAAAGGUUUGAUGAAAAGGAAAAAAAAAGUCAUUUCAACAUUUUCUAUUUUAUAGAAAUACCCAAAUAACUAAGCCCUUUCUGCCCUGUGGUGACUACUAGGUGUGGGGAGAAAAAGACAAGGUAAGGGACGCUCCAAAGGGAGCUUCAGAAGCUCGCGUCCUGGAAGGUGUUUGCUGUGGAGAGAAAUUGGUAUCUCUAUGAAGGAUGAGAGAAAAUUCCUAGAUAUGUAGCCUCUUUCAUGAUUGUCCGUCUGCCUGUCUCUGUUCCCUGGAGGAAGGAUAGUUCUUCAUUAUUCCAUGACUGUAGGUUCUUAAGCUGUAUCACGUUUAUAGAGAAAUGCGUUUAGGGAUUAAUAGUAUUUUAUCAUUUAUAGAACUUUACUGAAUUUCAUAAAAAUCUAAAAUCAUUAGGCUUAAUUUGAAGAAAAAGACUUUUUU